This is a messenger RNA of Symbiodinium necroappetens, 2979 nucleotides long. NCBI's taxonomy places the organism in Eukaryota, Dinophyceae, Suessiales, Symbiodiniaceae. The record is from the annotation of a GenBank genome assembly.
AUGCUAGACCAGUUCUGGGUGUUUGCCAAGGCGGCUGAGACGGUCUUUUCGGAGUCGCUCGGCUACCAGAUGGGCUUCGGUCGGUGCGAGAAAAUUCCUCGACAGCGGGACGCGAAGUCGAUCGCUCAAUUCCAGCGGGACUUGGCGAUCCGUGCCCUGGCUGCACCUUAUGCCGUGGAGCUUGAUGGUCUGCGGGCCGACGGUGAUCCCGUCUUUGCGGAUGGCUCUCACAUGGGUGUCCUUUCGGACGAAUAUCCAGGUGCCCUCGCGAUGGCAAUGGAGAAGUAUGUCGCCGAAGAUCAGAUGCCGAACCCAACUCGAAUUUUCAUGUGGUGGACGUUGUGCAUGAUCUUCGCCUCCCAGAGGUUCGACGACCAUGUCAAGCCGCACGAGCUCGAGGUGAAGCCGGAGGGUCUGUUCGGCGAAGCUGGUGCCAGUCAGGAAGCUCUGCAGAAAGUUACAGCUUUUACGUGGCACUCGGCCCGGGUCACCAUGCUUGAUCAGGCCGUCCACUGCAAGCGCACCGAGCAGGAGAUCGGGGUGCAAGCGAAUUGGAAAAACCCAGGUCCGCUCGUGCUCAAGUACACCCGGUCACGCUCCUCAUUGCCAGCUCUCAUGAUCAAAGAUCUGGUCUCCGAGGUCUCUAAGGAGUACGAGCCCGAAUGUGCUCGCGAAGACGACGCCAUCGACGAUCACGAAGAUCGCGGCGACUGUCUGACGGAGUUCUUCAUUAAAGUAGCUCCCGAGAAGGGAACCAGCUAUGAAUAUAAGUUUCACGUCUGUUCUGCCGAAUCGAUUGAGGAGAUCGCUUGCAAGCGAGAGAUCACCUCUGAGUUCGUGCAUAUAGGGUCGGUUCUUCCUGACCCUAAGUGUCUUUGCGAGCGCUCGCUUGUCGGCUCACAUAGGAUCGUCGUCAUGGUUGAUCGCACCGUCUACCCUGAUAAGGACAAGGUCCCGGAGCUCGCCCUGCGGCAGAUCUUCGGUCGACAGAAGCUGCUUGAGGAUCUCUGCUUUUUGCUCGCCGACAAAGGAAUGCUCUCGGUCGAGCGGGUGGCUAUGCUCGGCGACACCAUCACCUCGGUCAAAGCCACAAUCAAGGCCAUCGUUGGGGACGACGCCAAGUUCGGGCCAGACGAACCCGCCAGGGAGCUCUCCCUGACGUUGCUCGCGGCGGUCUGGAAGUCAACGUCCACGUUGCAAGAACACGUGGCCACUCGGCGGGCGAAGAUGGAGGAGGAUCCCUCGAAGAUCCCGGAGAUCCCCGGAGAAGAUCACGCAGAGUUUCGGGAGAUCUUCGUGAACCAGCACCCGGACGUGAUUCUUACUUACAUGCGCGAGCCGCAGCGAAAGUUCGUUGAGCGCAUCCAUCGUGACUACAUGGUCCACGGGGCGGUCGCCUUCUACGAGGUCGCCGAGAUGCGCUCCCGAUCUGAUCAGAUCGUCUCAACGUCCGGGUUCUCUAAGACCUCAGAUGAUCUGCUGAGGGUCGUCCAGCAUGACAACAAGAUCUCGGUCACGUCGGAAGGCAGUGUGAUGGAUCGACUUCAUGCAUUCUUUGUGGAGCUCGAGUACCUCAACAUUUGCGAGUUCACCAUGGAGGCAGGGCCGCUCAAGUACCUUUCUGAGCUCGAGGAAUGGCGCCAUGAGAACCGUGGUCUUUCGCUGCUCCUCUCGGCGGACUCCUUGCUCAGGAAGAAGGUCUAUAAGCUCUCCAACGACAAGCGGAAAGACCUCCCUACCUUUUCGUCGGCUCUAAAAGAAGUUCUAAAGAACCACAAGCAGCUCUGGAAGGACGCCCGAUCGACGGCGGAGCUCGACAAGUUCAAGCAGGUAGAGCACGAUCCGACUUCUACAAAGAGAGCCAGGUCUACCUCGCCGCCUCCGCCUCCCACGCCGACUUCGGAAGCUCGCACGAAAAAGAACCGUGACAAGGACAAGGACAAGUCGGGGAAGCCGUCAGGAGGGGCAAAGCUCACAGCCCGAGCCGAUCGCGACCCUCGCAUCUCCGAGAAAGAAUGGAAGAAGAUCAUGUCUUUCACUUACACGGGAGCUGCUUUGUCCGCGACGACAUGUGAAGCUCGUUUUCAGAAGCUGAUUUCGGCUGAUCUUGGCUCGGCCCCGCCUUGGUCUGCUUGGUCGCAGGUGCCUACGGAUCCCUAUUUGGUGCGAUAUCUCGGCCAUAGGUGCCUCGAGCUCUUCGCAGGCAGCGGCGUGUUCACCGCUCACCUGCGCCAGCGAGGUCUCCGCGUUCUGCCGCCGAUCGACAUCUUGCGGUCCCCGGAGGUUGCUGAGCAGCAAGAUCUUCUGGACGGCGACUUCUUCGAGCAACUUCUGCUCUUGGCGUGCAUGGGAGCGAUCGGCUUUCUGCACGUGGGCCUACCGUGCUCUACGUCUAGUCAGGCUCGACAACGUCCCGGUGGCCCACGACCUCAGCUCAAUGAGCUCUUGAGUCGCUCUCUGCUGCUCAUGCAGUCUGUGAUCACUGCGGGGGGCGACUUCUCCCUCGAGAACCCUCUCAGCAGUCUCGUCUGGCAGGUCCCGUCGGUUCAGCAGCUUAAAGUUCGGCACCACCUCUACAACGUGGAUCUUGAUCAGUGUGAGUUCGGUGGCGCUUCUAAGAAAUCCACACGUCUUUUGGUCAGCAAUGCGCUUUUUCUUCAGCUCGCACGCGCAUGUUCAGGUGAUCGUUUGCACGUUCCGCUCAAGGGCAAGGUCCGCGGCCCUGACGGCCGCUUGAUCUUUGCGACAAAGCCGGCGCAGAUCUAUCCUGUCGGCCUUGUGGUGGCGUGGUCCGCUGUGGUGGAGCAGAUCCUCCAAGGAAUUUUGCCGCAGUUCGCCAAGUCUUUCGACCUAGUGACGGAAGCUCGGCGAGUCUGUUCCUUGGCAAGGUCAUCGACAAGAGCAAGCUGCUCGCCUUGCAGCAGCUCAAGCGAGGCGCCGCGAAGCCGCUGCUCGAGAUCGAGUCUGAACCAGGGGUAG